Molecule: messenger RNA, 3133 nt
Organism: Macrobrachium nipponense
Lineage: Eukaryota; Metazoa; Arthropoda; Malacostraca; Decapoda; Palaemonidae
Product: protein O-linked-mannose beta-1,2-N-acetylglucosaminyltransferase 1-like
Exons: 4
Coding region: 716-3133 (805 amino acids)
Biological process (GO): protein O-linked glycosylation via N-acetylgalactosamine
Cellular component (GO): Golgi membrane
Molecular function (GO): beta-1,3-galactosyl-O-glycosyl-glycoprotein beta-1,3-N-acetylglucosaminyltransferase activity
Source: RefSeq, a predicted model, not a curated record
AUGAGAAUGAAUAUCAAAAGCCAGAGCUCCAAUAGUAAUUGGCCAGAAGGGAGGAAGUGCUACAUAAACAUUCUUAGAGGGGCAAACCAGCCGAGGAAAAGAGAGCACGUGCUCAAGAAUGUCAUCCUUUCUCAACGGAGCUGAAUGGCCUCUCUGGAAUAGAAGGCAAUGAGUGGGCAGGCACUAAAGAUAUGACAGAGAGAAAUCAAAUCCCGAAACUCCUGCCUGGCAUGGCCGCACAACCACCUUCUCUCGUUCGCCAGCCACCCGGAAGACUUGAUCAGGAAAAACUGGACGGAAAUUCAAAGCGGAUUCCAGUUACGGCGAACCAUUCUUUGGUUUCUCUCGUGUCCGCGCAAGUUCUUUGUUGACGAUUUUGUGCAGUGGUUUCACGAGAAAGCAGUGUUAUUCAUUCUGGGGAUCCCUCUCAAGCGAAAGUAUCUUGGGUUAUUCUAGCGGACUAUCGAAACAUCUGUGUUGAUCAAGGAACCAUACUCAUUCAGAAACACUACCGGAAUCUCGACAGUAACACUAGAGAGGUGACAAUGAGCGAGGUCCAGUUUCGUCCGUGUGAGAAGUUUCCAGGCAGAAAACAGAAAUCAACACCGACGCAUCACUGGGGAGGAGACGUCGUUCAUUAGAACCUUUUCACUGAAGGGAGUUUCAAAGAGGGACCGACUGAGGGCAACGCAAAGCGCUCCUCAACCUCAACGUGAUGGGCUGCACACGGAUCUCCCUCAAGGUGUGGCUUCUUGUCUUCGCCAUCCACUGCUACACCAGAGCUGCUGCAUCGCCGCCACCCAACACAAGGCACAAGACGCCUGCUGCGAGUGUCGUCAGCAAUCUGCAAGACAGCAGCCCCGAAGCAGUAACAGAAGCAGCAGCCAUGCCAGUCGGGGUGCCACCCGCAUCUCAUUUAGAUAAAAGCUAUGGUGAAGAUGACGUCACCAGAGGCACAGGGCGUGGUUCCACCGUGUUGGUGGGCGUGGCUGUCUGGUCAGGAUGGCAUGGAUCAACUCUUCGAAUACACCGGUGGAACAACAGACGCAACAACGUGCAUGCACGAGCACGGCCACCGGAGGCAGACCUGGAACCAGUCUCCCGUGACGACAAUGGCAGCAGCAGCGGCGGCGUCGUCGGCUACGGAAAGAGGGCCGGGGUGCAGCCCCCCCAAGACGGAUCCAGUCGCACGAACGAACCUGCCCCCUUAGCCACCGGGAAUUCUCCAUCUGGCCGCCAUCAAGCGACACCAGCAAUAAGCCGUAAAACUCCACACGGUCAACUCAUCAAACCAAAAAUGAAGGUCGUCGAUUCCGAAGAGUUCUGUUCUGCGUAUUUAAGAGGCGCCGUCGACACAAGGAAAGAGGUGGCUCCCUUACGGCUGAUGAAUGACACGCCAUCCUCUGACAAGUUCACGAGGGACAAGGGGGUCGUUCUGUACGUCAUCAAUCAACGGACUGCACAAAUUAUACUGCACAAGGUUUUCCCCCUUGGAGAAUACUGGGCACACUGGGCUGACCUGCAAUGGCACAUACAGCGCAUACACACCGGGAGGCUCGUGGUUCUUACUGUAUCUAGUUACGGUGCCUCAGGACUGCGUAAAACAGCAAAUAUUUUAGCCAGUCUGGGAUCUGCAUUUGCCCUACAUCUUACAAUGUAUGCUCAAUGGAACUGGGUCUUCAUCAAAGGGGGCAAAACCAUAUCUGAAACUGUGAUUCUCAAUGGAAAAGGUAGUCAUCACCUUCACACAGCUCUUCAUCUGACCACUUGGGUGAAGGUUAGCAAAGAACAAGAGAACAGUCUGCUUUCAUAUGUGCGACUGAAUUUCUGCGAGAAGCAAGGUGGCAUGGGAGACCUUUGCAGUGAAGAAAACGCACCACAGCUGCCAUUUCCACCCUCACCUUCACUCGAUGAGGCAACAAUGAAAGACUUGGCUGGCAUUCCCAUCAUCAUAACUGCUGGAAAUCGACAUCAGUAUUUGUAUUACACCUUGACAAGCAUUUUAAAAGCACCAGGGGUCCACUCUCAAAACAUACUGGCAAUAUUAGGAGAUGCAACAGAAGCCACGAUGCAACUACUUUGCCUCUUAAAUGUAAAUUUCACCACUAUUUUGAGUGAAGGCGAAGGUAACCGCAAACUAUUCCGUUACUACAGAAAAGUGUACGACUUUGUAUAUCGCAAUUUUCCCAACAGCGUAGCAGCUAUAUUCCUUGAUGAAGAUGUUAAGGUCUCUCCGGAUUUCUUCUCCUUCAUGGGUAAGACCAUUAGGCUUCUUAAAGAAGACCCAACACUCUAUUGUAUUAAUGGAUUCUCAGCCACUGGUUUCUCAGGCCUGGCACACGACCCAUGUGUUGUUCUUAGAGCCAGGGUUCAAGUGGAAUGGGGCUAUGCAAUUUCACUCCCCUUCAUUAAAGAAGCUUUAAAUCAAUGGCCUCUCAACCCUGAGGAAAGCGACACCCUUUUCUAUGAUGAAUGGCUAUACAGGCAUGUAAGUGGUAAAAGGGAAUGCUUAUUUCCUGAAGUAAGCAGGACUAAUCAUUUUGGAAUGGGUACUAAUACCAAUGCCUACAACACAGAAGCUUACUUUUUAUCUAUGCCACUUGUUAACAUCAGCAACGUGCCCCUGAAGGGUCUGGAUAGUCUCAUCCUUCCUCAAUACAACAGUGAACUCAAAAGACGCAUAUUGACAGCGACAUUGCUGACUGGAAGUCCCUGCAGGCAGAAUUUCAUUCCCAUAACUACACAGCCAACAGACUUUGUCUUCUAUUACAGCAUGACUAAAGAUGACAACGGUAAUCCCAUAUUCUUGAAUUUCUUCUACACAGCUAAAUGUCUUAAUGCCUGGGCAUUGUCAGACCAAGGCCUGCAUGACCUUGUACUGACAGUAAAAACCAGCCCCACAACGACGGUAUUUUUGGUGGGUGCGCCUUAUUCCCCAUAUGGACACCUCUGCCCAACUUCAGUCAAGCCAUGGAAUUUCAAUUCUCUUCAAGAUCAAGAACAUGAGGAACUUAUAGAGAAAAUAAAACAUCUAGAACUUGGCAACUAUAAAAUUCCUAAUACCAGCAUGAAUGCUGAUAACUUGAUGGAAAUGUUGUCCAACAAUAAUAAAAAGCAAAAAACGCAAACUUAA